Molecule: messenger RNA, 1797 nt
Organism: Polychytrium aggregatum
Lineage: Eukaryota; Fungi; Chytridiomycota; Chytridiomycetes; Polychytriales
Exons: 2
Coding region: 304-1797 (497 amino acids)
Biological process (GO): transmembrane transport
Cellular component (GO): membrane
Molecular function (GO): transmembrane transporter activity
Source: RefSeq, a predicted model, not a curated record
GAUGGUGUCCAGCCGCAGACCAUAAAUACCGGACAGCCCCCCCGAUGCCUCUCUGGCCGCCCAAGCCGUGAAGACUUCGUUGCUUUUCUUCAUCGGUUUUCCGUUCGAAAGCACACAACCCCCCCCAGCGCCAUUGAUCCGAGUUUCGAAUUUAGCUUCGAAUUUUGCUUCGUCCUGCCGCCGUUGUCUGCUUUCUGCCACGCUUCCUGUCUAUACUUUUGCAUCUUCCACUUUCGUCUCCAUCCAAGCGACCUCAACUUUGCUUCCAAAUCCUAACAACUCAAAAACCCCCACCCCGCUGCCAUGUCCGAUCCCGUGCUCUUGCCGCUGUCGCUGACCCUCAGCAUCAUCACCUGCAUCGUCUUUGGUAUCUUUGCCGUCCUGCCUGCCUCGGACUCGACCCAGGUCACCGAGCUCACCGGCGAGGAAUUCGUCACGGCCAGAAAGAGUCUGAACCAGUGGACCAUUGCCUGGAGUUUCUACGCCAACGCCGUGGGCUGCGGAACGCUCUUCUUCCCGCCCAUGUUCGCCACCCUCCCGGGCAACGGCUACAUCGGUCUCAUCGCCAACUCGCUCGCCAACGCCUUCCCGGUCCUCUUUGUGGCCUACUUUGGAAACCAGAUCCGCCAGCGCUUCUCCGAGUCGUGGUCCCUCAGCGACUACACCCUGCGUCGCUUUGGCCGCACCGUCAACAUCUUUGUCUUUGCGCUGGUCUUCUUCAACAUGGCUCUGGCUCUCAUUGCCGAGUACAGCGCCGUCAGCAGCCUCUAUACCUCUGUCCUCGGUGCUGAUCCCUACAGCAUCGUCUUCAUCGUCGGCAUCAUCACCAUGAUCUAUACCUACAUCGGCGGGCUCUAUGUCUCUCUGUGCACGGACCAGUGGCAGUCGAUCACGGGAACCGCUCUCUUGGUUAUCCUGAUCAUCUACGUCGCCAUCUCGUUCCGCAACCCGCUCCCUAUUCCUGCCCCGGAUGUCAUCCAGCCCACGUCCGACGGCUGGGCCCAGCUCUUUGUCAUGCCCGCGGCCGUCUUCACCGGCACCAUCUUCUCCGAGGCCACCUGGCAGCGUGCUUGGGCUGCCCGCGACGACAAGGCUCUCCGUAGCGGCGCCAACAUUGCCUUUGUGAUCAUCUUUGUGGUCAUCUCGCUCUUUGCCCUCGGAGGUCUGCUCGUCGCCUGGGCCGGCAUGGACAUCCCCAACCCCAACUCGGUGCUCUUCCAGCUCGUCGGGCCCGGCAGCGCCCCGACCUGGGUCACCGUCGUUGUUGUUGUGAUGGCCACCGUCAUGAACGAGUGUGCCGUCGACAGCAUCCAGAAUGGCCUCGCCGCCUCCAUCACCACGACCUUCUUCAAGAACUCAAAGUCCUCGACCUGGAGCCGUGUCCUGAUUGUCCUCACCAACAUCCCUUGCAUGGUCCUCGGCACCCAGGGCUACUCGCUCAGCGUGCUCUUUGGCAUCUCCAACCUGAUCACCAUCCAGGCCACUCUGCCCAUCCUGCUCGGCGCCAUCGACGACAACGCCAAGUACAUCACCGGGGCCAACGUCCUGUUCUCGUCCCUGUUUUCGUUCGUCUCGGUUGCCGUCUACGCCACCAUUGCCCAGUCGGGCGACUUUGUCGGCGGCAUGACCAACAUCUACGUCAACAACCCGUACAUCUGGCAGCCCUACCUCGUGGCCAUCGUGUCGUCCCUCGUCGGCAUGGUCAUCUGGUACGCCAUCGAGCAUCUCUACCGCGCUGUCUUCCGCAAGGGCCACAAGAGCAGUUCCGGCACGACCAUCGUCCCCAACGACUCUUAG